AUGCAUAAUUUAAAGAUGCACAGUCCAGAGAUGCACAGCCCAGAGAUGCACAGCCCAGAGAUGCACAGCCCAGAGCUGCACAGCCCAGAGCUGCACAGCCCAGAGAUGCACAGCCCAGAGAUGCACAGCCCAGAGAUGCACGGCCCAGAGCCACACAGCCCAGAGAUGCACGGCCCAGAGAUGCACAGCGCAGAGAUGCACAGCCCAGAGAUGCACAGCCCAGAGAUGCACGGCCCAGAGCCACACAGCCCAGAGAUGCACAGCCCAGAGAUGCACAGCCCAGAGAUGCACAGCCCAGAGCCACACAGCCCAGAGCCACACAGCCCAGAGAUGCACAGCCCAGAGCUGCACAGCCCAGAGAUGCACAGCCCAGAGCCACACAGCCCAGAGCCGCACAGCCCAGAGCUGCACAGCCCAGAGCCACACAGCCCAGAGCUGCACAGCCCAGAGCCACACAGCCCAGAGCUGCACAGCCCAGAGCCACACAGCCCAGAGAUGCACAGCCCAGAGAUGCACGGCCCAGAGACGCGCGGCCCAGAGACGCGCGGCCCAGAAAUGCACAGUUCCUUUUCAGACAGCUAA
Messenger RNA from Mastomys coucha (southern multimammate mouse), 582 nucleotides. RefSeq names its product proline-rich 33 kDa extensin-related protein-like. NCBI's taxonomy places the organism in Eukaryota, Metazoa, Chordata, Mammalia, Rodentia, Muridae. The transcript has a single exon. The coding region runs from base 1 to 582 and encodes 193 amino acids. The record is from RefSeq and is a predicted model, not a curated record.